Oldenlandia corymbosa var. corymbosa is the source of this 1797-nucleotide messenger RNA. Lineage: Eukaryota; Viridiplantae; Streptophyta; Magnoliopsida; Gentianales; Rubiaceae. The record is from the annotation of a GenBank genome assembly.
UAAAAACCCCCCGAAUGUAAGUCAAGCAAACAAUAUCGGAUCAAAAUUAAUUAAACAUCAAAUUAAUAAACCCUCUGAAAAAAGCUCCUUUUGAGUGGAAUUAAUCGCCAUGGAGCUCAUCACUUUCGUAGCUUGUUUCCUUCUCUUCUUGAUCAUGGCAGCCAAAUCCAUGAGAAAACCUAAAAAUCUCCCUCCAGGGCCAAGGCCAUUACCAAUCAUCGGAAACCUUCAUCAGGUCCAUGGCGCUUUGCCACAUCGAAUUCUUCGAGAUUUCGCCAAAAAAUAUGGCCCUUUGAUGUACCUAAAACUCGGUGAAGUCCCGACGGUGGUAGUUUCUUCCCCGGAGAUGGCGAAAUUGGUGAUGAUGGAUCACGACAUCGUCUUCGCUAGCCGGCCUUACCUCCUCUUCGGCGACAUUCUCAACUACAACUGCCAAGAUAUCGCCUUUUCGCCCUACUCGGAUUCAUGGAGACAGCUCCGGAAGAUUUGCAACAUGGAGCUUCUAAGUUCCAAGCGUGUCGGAACACUUCGACCCAUCCGAGAAGAAGAAGUGAUGAACGUGAUGAAAACGGUGGCUUCCCGGAUUGGUGAAACCAUCAAUUUGACCAAAAUGAUUUAUUCGGAGACCUACAGUGUAAUUGCGAGGUCGGCUUUUGGUAAGAAAACCAAAUACCAUGAUGAGUAUAUUGCAUUGAUGGAAGAAGUGAUUAAGUUGAUGGGAGGACUUAGCAUUGUGGAUUUGUACCCAUCUGUGAAAAUACUUGAAAGAAUCACUGGGCUUAGGAGCAAACUUGAGGCCAUCCAAAAGAAGGUAGACGAAGUGCUUGAAAGCGUGAUUAACGAGCAUAAGCUUAGAAGGGCUCAGCCUAAACAAGAUGGAGUUGAAGAAGAGAAAGAGGAUCUUGUUGAUGUCCUUCUCAACGUCCAAAACUCACAAGAAUUCCGAGGAACACUAACCAGCAACAACAUCAAAGGUGCAAUUUAUGAUGUGUUUAGUGCUGGAGGAGAAACAUCAUCGAAAACCUCAAUUUGGGCACUAUGCGAAAUGAUCAAAAACCCAACGUUACUACAAAGAGCACAAGAGGAAGUGAGAAGAGUCUACGGUCCAAAAGGAAACGUGGACGAGUCCCAACUCCAUGAACUCAAAUUCCUCCGGGCAGUCAUCAAAGAAGCGCUCCGGUUCCGGCCAUCCGCGCCGCUGACUCUCCCCAGAGAAAGCAGAGAAGACUGCGAGAUCGGCGGUUACUUCAUUCCGGCCAAGACCCGGGUCAUCGUCAACGCUUUUGCUGUUUGCAGGGACCCGAACCACUGGGUCGAACCGGACGUGUUCAACCCAGACCGGUUUCUGGAAUCGAAUAUUGAUUUUCAGGGGAAGGACUUCUCUUACAUCCCGUUUGGCGCCGGACGCCGGAUUUGUCCCGGAAUUGCUUUUGCUUUGCCUAAUAUGGAGUUGCCACUUGCGCACUUGUUGUUCCAUUUCGACUGGAAGCUCCCCGGAGAAAUGGGGCCUCAAGACCUGAACCUGACUGAGGUUUUUGGGCUGACGGUUGGGCCGAAAGAGGAUUUAUGCCUGGUUCCAACUAGUAUUUACCACAAGUCCAUCUUGGCCUAAUUAUUAGGAAAGUCGAAGUUGUCAAGUUUGAAUGUGAUGUAAGAAGAAUAAAUUGGGUAGAUUUGAAAAAGAAGUGUUAUACUCCCUCCUCCCUUCGCUCCUUAUUAUAAGGUAUUUUGAUUUUGUCUUAAAUUUUACUUUGGAUAUGUUUUAAUUUUUUUAAAAAAUUUCAAAAUAUAUUUUCA